AUGAAGCUCACCAUCUUCUUCCCUCUGGCCGCUUUCCUUUCUUGGGCUGUUGCCGAGACUACUGAUGCUAUUGAUGAUGCCAGUCCUUGUCUCCUACGUUGUAUGUCCGAGGCUGCUACUGUCGCUGGCUGUGCCUCUUCUGUCGAUUCCGAUUGCACCUGUCCCAGUGUAGCGUUUAAGGAUACACUCGGUGCUUGCUUGAAGGCUGCUUGUACUCCAGAUGAUAUCACAGCUUCGUUUGUCUAA
Penicillium antarcticum is the source of this 246-nucleotide messenger RNA. RefSeq lists its product as uncharacterized. Bases 1 to 246 code for a protein of 81 amino acids. The record is from RefSeq and is a predicted model, not a curated record. Lineage: Eukaryota; Fungi; Ascomycota; Eurotiomycetes; Eurotiales; Aspergillaceae. The transcript has 3 exons.